Messenger RNA from Hemicordylus capensis (graceful crag lizard), 567 nucleotides. RefSeq names its product translocase of outer mitochondrial membrane 7 (gene TOMM7). Gene Ontology annotation, biological process: protein import into mitochondrial matrix. The record is from RefSeq and is a predicted model, not a curated record. The transcript is spliced from 3 exons. Gene Ontology annotation, cellular component: mitochondrial outer membrane translocase complex. NCBI's taxonomy places the organism in Eukaryota, Metazoa, Chordata, Lepidosauria, Squamata, Cordylidae. The coding region runs from base 164 to 331 and encodes 55 amino acids.
AGUCUGCUGCUCAGAUGCACCGGAAAAGAGGAAGUGACAAAUAAGAGAAAUUGUUACCACACGACGCCACCCACGAUUAGGAAACGGAAGGACAGCCCCUUCGCCUGCCGGCCGGCCCUCCCCUCUUUCCCUGUGCAGCUACUGCAGUGCCGACGCGUCCGCCAUGCCGAAGCUGAGCAAAGAGGCCAAGCAACGGCUGCAGUACCUCUUCAAAGGUGGCCAGUUUGCCAUCCGCUGGGGCUUCAUCCCCGUCGUACUCUACCUAGGCUUUAAGAGAGGUGCAGAUCCUGGAAUGCCAGAGCCAACCCUUUUGAGUCUGCUUUGGGGAUGAAGAACUUAAACAUUGUGUUCUGGAAGCAACUGAUGAACAAAUAAAAGUGUUGAAGAUGUGUACAUUCCAGAAGCUAGAAAGGACACUUUUUGAACUAUGCCACUGACAACACAGUUUCCUGACUUCGUAGAAUACACUGACAUCAUGCAAUAUUACUUGCAAUACAGUGGAAUUUCUGUCAAACUUAUUUAUUUUACUUUCAUUUGCAAAUGUUGAAAUAAAUCUUUCUAAAGUUC